Schizosaccharomyces cryophilus OY26 is the source of this 1005-nucleotide messenger RNA. RefSeq lists its product as uncharacterized. Gene Ontology annotation, molecular function: oxidoreductase activity, acting on NAD(P)H, oxygen as acceptor. Bases 177 to 920 code for a protein of 247 amino acids. NCBI's taxonomy places the organism in Eukaryota, Fungi, Ascomycota, Schizosaccharomycetes, Schizosaccharomycetales, Schizosaccharomycetaceae. Gene Ontology annotation, cellular component: intracellular anatomical structure. The record is from RefSeq and is a predicted model, not a curated record. The transcript has a single exon.
UGCACUUUUGUUUAAGGCUAUUUAUAACCAAAUGUAUACGUUUCGAACUGUUACGUCUUUCCAAAAGCAAACACUCCACUAGUUGUGUUGACGGCCUAGCUACUAAAUUCGAUAAAGUACGUACAUACUAUACCUUAUUAUAUAUAUAAAAAAAAGUAGCUUAUUUAAACUUUAUAAUGAGUCUAAUGACGGAGAAGGUUGUGUUAUUGACUGGUGCUUCCAAAGGUAUUGGGCUCGCAACUGCUCAGGCUCUUCGAAACAAAUCCAAAGUAGUUGCUGUUAGUCGAAGUUUGACAAAAGAAUUGGAAGCUUUGCUUCUACAACAUCCAGAUUCCUUCGUUCAUGUGCAGGGUGAUGUUACAAAGACAGCUCAGUCUAGUGUAGAAACGGCUAUUUCAAAGUUCGGCCGUCUUGAUGCCAUUGUUUUAAACGCCGGUCUUGUUAAUCCCAUUUCGAAAAUUGAAGAUGCAGAUGUAAAUCAAUGGCGCACUUUAUUUGAGGUCAAUUUCUUUAGCGUAGUCGAGACGGUCAAGCAAGCGAUCCCUCAUCUACGCAAAACAAAAGGUUCUAUUGUCAUUGUAUCUUCUGGGGCCGCUGUUCGACCCUAUCCAGCUUGGACGGCCUACUGCACCUCAAAAGCUGCUAUCAACAUGCUUGUUACGAGUCUUGGAAGUGAGGAGCCAGAUAUAAUGAGCGUUGCUGUACGCCCCGGUGUUGUUGACACUCCCAUGCAAGAAAUCAUUCGUGACGAGCAAAACAAAUCAGCCAUGGGAGAUAUGCAUGAUUAUUUUAAAGAACUCAAGUCUUCCGGCAAGCUGGUGUCCCCUCAUGACGUUGCGAAAGCUCUUACUUAUUUGGCUAUGAACCCAAGUGAUAAGAUUACUGGUCAAUUUGUUGAGUGGAAGUCCUUUGUUGAAUGAAUCGUUCCAACACGUUCCUAUUGACGAUUAAGCUAGAUUAUGAUUCUUUUAUAUCUUUCUCAGGUAAUUUGUGAAUGAACACUGU